AUGGCCAAUUCGAGGCAGGACGAGCUGAAACUUACCAGCUCAACCUUCGCAUUGACCGGAGACUCUGCCCACAACCAAGCCAUGGUGCACUGGUCAGGCCAGAACAGCAGUGUGAUCCUGAUGCUGACGAAGUUCUACGACUUCAAUCUGGGCAGCGUGACUGAGAGCUCCCUGUGGCGGUCAACUGACUACGGGACCACUUACGAGAAGCUAAACGAGAAGGUGGGGGUGAAGACGAUCCUCAGCUACUUGUACGUCAGUCCCAACAACAAGCGCAAGUUGUACAGUUCUAUGGAGUUCGGCAGGAGAUGGCAACUGGUUCACGAACGUGUCGCCCCCAAUCGAUUUUACUGGUCAAAGAUGGGAGUGGACAAAGAGGCUGGCCUCAUUCACCUGGAGACCAGCGUCUCAGAGACACAGGCCCUGUACGUCACCUGUAAGCUGCAGAACUGCACCGACGGCAACAAGGGGAAGCCGUUCCCCGGCUACAUCGACCCCAACUCCCUGGUGGUGCAGGACGAGUACGUGUUCGUGCAGGUCACCACGGGUGGGAGGACCAUCUACUACGUGUCAUCGCAGCGGGACGUCUUCACCCCGAUGAGGCUCCCGAAAUACACUCUGCCCAAGGACCUGCACGUGAUCAGCACGGACGAGAAGCGGGUGGUGGCGGCGGUGCAGGAGUGGAACCAGAACGACACGUUCAACCUGUACGUGUCCGAGUCCGGCGGCGUCUACUACACGCUGGCCCUGGAGAACGUCAUGAGCAGCAUGGGGCCCGAGGGCAACGUCAUGAUCGACCUCUACGAGGUGGCAGGCAUUAAAGGCAUGUUCCUGGCCAACAAGAAGCAGGAUAACCAGGUGAAGACCUACAUCACCUACAACAAGGGCCGCGACUGGAGACUGCUGCAGGCGCCCGACGCCGACCUCAGAGGCAACAGCAUCCACUGCAUGCUGCCCUACUGCUCCCUCCACCUGCACCUCCACGUGUCGGCCAACCCCUACACGUCAGGGAACAUCGCCAGCAAGGAGUCGGCCCCCGGCAUCAUCAUGGCCUCAGGCUCUAUCGGUGCUGAGCUGAGCAGCAGUAACGUGAGCAUGUUCAUCACCUCUGACGCGGGCAACACCUGGAGACAGAUCUUUGACGAGGAGUACAGCGUGCUCUACCUGGACCAAGGGGGAGCUCUGGUGGCCAUCCGGCACACUCCACUUCCCAUCAGGCACCUCUGGCUGAGCUUUGACGAGGGCAGGCUGUGGAACAAGUACAGCUUCACGUCGUCGCCGUUGUUUGUGGACGGGGUCCUGGGGGAGCCGGGGGAGGAGACCUUGAUCAUGACGUACGUACUCUACUGUGGAAGGUUCCAGAAAAAAGGAAAAGGUCUGCUGGAGCACAUCCACCUGUCGGCCCCGUUCGUGGCGGUGAAGAACAAAGAGGUGAACCUGACGGCCGUGCUCUGGCCCAGCCAGGUGGGCACCGUCACCUACGUCUGGUGGCUCGGCAACAACAGCGAGCCGGUGAUCACGCUGGAUGGGAGUGUGGCCUUCACCUUCUCCAGGGAGGGCGUCAACGUGGUCACCGUGCAGGUGUCCGCCGGGAACGUCAUCCUGCAGGACCGCAAGACCAUCGCAGUCCACGAGUACUUCAAGUCCCAUCUGUUGGCCUUCUCCUCCAACCUGGACGAGCACAACCCCGAUGUGGCCGAAUGGAGACUGGACGUCAGCCGGGUCAUCAGGAACUCGGUGGUCCAGGCCACAGGCAUAGACCGGGAGCUGUUGCUGGUCACCGUGUUGCCGGGGCUCCCCACGACGGCCGAGUUCUUCCUGCUGCCCGACAAGCAGGUCACCGAGGGCAAGCCCGAGAAGACCAACACACACUUGGACGAGCUGUCUGAGAUGGUAUUAGGAGCCCUGAACCAGAACCUGGUGCAGUUCACCCUGAGGCCUGGAGUCCAGAUCACCGUCUACGCUGCUCACUUGUCAGCAGCGCCCCUAGUGGACACCAGUGAGAACCACAGCGGCUCGGCCAUGCUGAUGCUCCUGUCGGUGGUGGUGGUGGGUCUGGCCAUCUUUGUCAUCUACAAAUUCAAGAGGAAGAUCCCAGGCCUCAGCGUCUAUGCACAGAUGCAGAACGAAAAAGAACAAGAAAUGAUCCAGAGCCCCGUGAGUCCCGCCGCCGUUGCCGGGGACGCCGUUGCCGGCGCCGGCGCCGUCGCCACGACAACAACGACAACGACAGUGACGACGACGACGACGACGUCGACGACACCGACACCCGCGGCGGGGGCGAGGGCGGCUCCGUGUGCGGCCGUGGGGCCGGUGGUGAAGGUGGCAACGCGCCCGCCGCGGGAGUUGGCAGCGUCCUCGCUGAAGGCUCUGGACACGGAGCUCGUCGCCCAUCCCAUAGGUGAGUCGCCGUGGCGGCGUCCGGUCAUCCGGGGGAGGCCCGUGCGGAAGAAUUAG
This is a messenger RNA of Sardina pilchardus (European sardine), 2457 nucleotides long. RefSeq names its product VPS10 domain-containing receptor SorCS1-like. The transcript is spliced from 21 exons. NCBI's taxonomy places the organism in Eukaryota, Metazoa, Chordata, Actinopteri, Clupeiformes, Clupeidae. The record is from RefSeq and is a predicted model, not a curated record. Bases 1 to 2457 code for a protein of 818 amino acids. Gene Ontology annotation, biological process: post-Golgi vesicle-mediated transport. Gene Ontology annotation, cellular component: Golgi apparatus; membrane.